This is a messenger RNA of Closterium sp. NIES-65, 603 nucleotides long. The record is from the annotation of a GenBank genome assembly. Lineage: Eukaryota; Viridiplantae; Streptophyta; Zygnematophyceae; Desmidiales; Closteriaceae.
GUUGCUCCUGGGAGACACCGACCAGAGCACAUGGCUGCAGCGAAGAGGGUGUUGCGCUACUUGUGCAGUACGUCGGGCAUGGGGCUAGUGCUUGGAGGGCGGAGUCCAGUGGUCCUUACGGGACACGCGGACGCUUCUUGGGCUGACGACCAGGCUACGCAGCGGUCGUCACAGGGUUACACCUUCAGCCUUGGUUCCAGGUCUGUCUCGUGGCGGGCUACUCGCUCGUCUUCGGUCCUCAGCUCCAGUUGUGAGGCUGAGAUCUACGUAGGGGCCAUGGCUGCACAGGAGCUUCGCUGGCUCACCUACCUGCUGACUGACCUUGGAGAGCCGCCUCGUUCUCCUCCAGUGCUGAACGUAGACAACAAAGCCAUGCUGGCCUUGUGUCGAGAGCAGCGUCUGGAGCACAGAACUAAGCACAUUGCUCUUCGCUACUUCCUUGCUCGUGAGCUACAGCAGCGUGGACAGUUGCGGCUUGCGUACGUGGCCUCUGAGGCCAACACUGCUGACGUGUUCACCAAGGCACUCGCGCCUUGUGACCAUCAGCGCUUCUGCACCCAGCUGGGUCUUGUACCUGUCUUGCCUCACUUGCUCUCCUCUUGA